Messenger RNA from Syngnathus typhle (broad-nosed pipefish), 4327 nucleotides. It is a transcript of the gene picalmb, whose product is annotated as phosphatidylinositol binding clathrin assembly protein b. Gene Ontology annotation, biological process: clathrin coat assembly; synaptic vesicle budding from presynaptic endocytic zone membrane; clathrin-dependent endocytosis. The record is from RefSeq and is a predicted model, not a curated record. Gene Ontology annotation, molecular function: SNARE binding; 1-phosphatidylinositol binding; clathrin heavy chain binding. The transcript is spliced from 23 exons. Gene Ontology annotation, cellular component: synaptic vesicle; extrinsic component of presynaptic endocytic zone membrane; clathrin-coated vesicle. Lineage: Eukaryota; Metazoa; Chordata; Actinopteri; Syngnathiformes; Syngnathidae. The coding region runs from base 524 to 2722 and encodes 732 amino acids.
AUCCAGGGUCAGCGGGCGUCGUGCUAGCCUGACAAGUUCCGCCAUUUCCCCCCUCACUUCGGGCCCGUUCUGCGUCCUUCUUCCUUCUCACCAUUGCGCUACAUCGGCGACGGCGGCACCGGGAGGCGGAGCGGCGCUAGGCAGGCAGAUAAACUGCAGGAAGGCAGGCGGGGAAUCCGGUGAGCCACAGCGGGAUGAAGAGCCGGGGUGGAUGAAUGCGAACACCGCAAGCCUUGAAUGUGUGACGGGCAGCUAGCGGCGCAACGACACAUUGUUAACGUUUGUUGUUGUUGUCGCUACAUUCCGCCCUCCUUAUUAUAACAGCCGACUAGCUUAGCUCUGAUUUCACACCAACCUCCGCGGUCGGUGGGAGAGGCAAGGAGGAGUACGGCCAGGUUUCGCAAGGCGGUGGACGGGUUCUCCUCCCUGCGCUAGAACUUAUUGACGACAAUAAACGCCGGCAAGUGUGUUCCCCCCCCUCUCCCCAGAAUUAUUUUUUUUGUGUUGGAACAAGUGAGCGAAGAUGUCGGGGCAGAGCAUUACGGACCGGAUAACGGCAGCCCAGCACAGCGUAACGGGAUCCGCCGUAUCCAAAACCGUAUGCAAGGCCACCACUCACGAAAUAAUGGGCCCGAAGAAGAAACAUUUAGACUACCUGAUCCACUGUACCAACGAGAUGAACGUGAACAUUCCCCAACUGGCCGACUCGCUCUUUGAGAGGACCACCAACACCAGCUGGGUGGUCGUGUUCAAGUCGCUCAUCACCACGCACCACCUCAUGGUGUAUGGCAACGAGCGUUUUGUGCAGUACCUGGCUUCGAGGAACACAUUAUUCAACCUCAGCAAUUUCUUGGACAAAAGUGGCCUCCAAGGGUACGACAUGUCCACGUUUAUCCGCCGGUACAGUCGAUACCUGAACGAGAAAGCCGUUUCGUACAGACAGGUUGCCUUUGACUUCACCAAAGUUAAGCGAGGAGUGGACGGCGUCAUGAGGACCAUGAAUACAGAGAAGCUGCUCAAGACCAUCCCCAUUAUUCAGAACCAGAUGGACGCCCUCCUCGAUUUCAAUGUCAAUGCCAACGAGCUGACUAAUGGAGUCAUCAAUGCAGCCUUCAUGCUCCUCUUCAAAGACUCCAUCAGGCUCUUUGCUGCCUACAACGAAGGCAUCAUCAACCUGCUUGAGAAAUACUUUGACAUGAAGAAAACCCAGUGCAAAGAAGGGCUGGACAUCUACAAAAAGUUCCUCACCCGAAUGACCCGGAUAUCAGAGUUCCUUAAAGUAGCUGAGCAGGUGGGCAUCGACCGAGGAGACAUUCCAGAUCUUUCCCAGGCUCCCAGCAGCCUCCUGGAAGCUCUGGAGCAGCACUUGGCCUCUUUAGAGGGCAAGAAGGUGAAAGACUCCACGGCAGCCAGCAGAGCCAGCACUCUAUCCAACGCCGUGUCGUCGCUGGCGAGCACGGGAAUGUCUUUCACCAAAGUGGAUGAACGGGAAAAGCAGGCGGCGCUGGAAGAAGAGCAGGCCCGACUCAAGGCGCUGAAGGAGCAAAGACUCAAGGAGCUCUCCAAGAGGCCCUCGUUUGCCACCACUGAUACGUCGCCCAUCUCCACCACGGGGGGAACUAUUAACACGGCCCCGGCCAUCGAUCUCUUCUCCACACCAAGCUGUUCCAACGGCGCGGUGAAAAUGGAGAGCGACCUGUUUGACCUUCAGUCCACGUUCCAGCCAGCCGUGCAGUCGGCCUCGUCAGGGCUCCCCGUGGCCACGGCGUGGGAAGAUCCUUUCACCUUCGCCGAAGCUGGAGACGACUCCAUGCCAAACCUUAACCCUUUCCUCUCAAAACUCGUUGUCGAUGCCUCUCACUUACCUGUCGUGUCUUCAGACGGUGUUAGCUUUUCCACUAGGACGUCUGCUCAUGAAAUGUUUGGUGAUCGUUACAAUCCCUUUACUGACACAAACGCGUCAGUUUCAAGCAAUAACAAAUGCACAGUGCGGCUAGAACACUCCAUCUCAGACUCCUUCUGUGGCCCAGUGUCCAUUGCCCAGCACCUCCCACACCAGGCUCCCUUCCCCACAGAGCCCUCUACUGUAGCAGGUCUAUUCAGAGGAUACUCCUCGCCUCAGCCCCCUCCCCAGCCACCUGCAGGUCUCCAAGUGGACUUUGAGUCUGUGUUUGGGGCCAAAGCCACGGGCAGCAACAGCCUCAAUGCUGAAGACGUCGCCGGAGGGAUCCUGAAACCGACUCUUGCUGGCUCCAACCUGCCGUCCAAUCAGCAGCCAGAGAAGCUGGUGUCGGACGACCUUGACUCCUCCCUCGCCAACCUUGUGGGCAACCUCGGCAUCGGAAACGGCACCAUGAAGAAUGACAUGCACUGGAGUCAGCCCGGCGAGAAGAGGCUGACAGGCGGCACCAACUGGCAACCUAAAGCGGCACCCACGACGACCUGGAACCCCGUCUCCAUGCCGCCGUCCAUCAUGGCCUUCCCUGCCACCACACCCACAGGCAUGAUGGGCUAUGGCAUGCCCCCACAAAUGGGCUCCAUGGGUAUGAUGAAUCCGCCGCCCACCAUGAUGUACGGGCAGCCAGUGAUGCGGCCGCCCAACCCUUUUGGCUCCGUGUCCAGCACUCAGCCCUCGGCGGCCUCUAGCCCUUCCAGCCAGAGUCCUCUCCGAGCCCCCGGACAGGACCCGUUUGCACACCUCUCUCUCAAGGAUUUCUUGUAGAGCGUCUCCUUAGACGCAGUUCAUGUAACUUUGAAGAGCUCGUCUAUCGGAAAGAUGAAGCACUUAGCAGCAAAAAGCUUGGUCCUCGUCCAGGUCUCCGGAGAGACAUUCACGUACCCACCCCCCUUCCUCCACCACGUUCCUCUCUUACACCCCCCCCCAACCCACACACGCACACACUACUCACUUAAAAUAUCAAACAUGUUGCGAUGGUUUUCAGUAACCAUGGUAACAAGAAGGCUUCCCUCUCUAUUUUACAGUGUCAUCUGUAAGGGUAACGUUCUGGCUGCUGACAAACUUUAAUGUUAUGUAUUUGGUUAAGGAAAAAAAGACACUAAAAAAAUGUAAACUGUGGUCGGGUGUUGAGCGAGCGGGGGGAGGGUGAUUAGUUGCCGGGCGAUGGGGACCGUCUCCCCUUUUUUUUUUUUUUUUUUUUCUCUCCCCUCCCCCUCGGCGCCACAGUCCAUCACUUGUCACGGUGUAGUGAUGCUAACGACGUUUACACCCGUUUAGUUUGUGUCUUUUUUACCGUGUUUACAGUAGACAUUCCCUGUGUCGUUUGUAUUUAUUUAUGAUUAUCGGUCGAAGGAGCGUGGGCGGGGGGGUUUAUUGUAAAAUCAACGGCGCAUAAUGAGCAUUGAACACCCGUGGGAGUGCUUGAACGUUAAAACUAUCAUCAAGAGGUAGUGACAAAUAGCUAUUAUAUAAAUGACACCUAUUAAGCCGAAUGAUAGAGCACUAAAUAUUGACUUUUGUUAAUUUUUUUUUUUUUUUUUCUUUUUUACUAUUGCUAGAUGAAAAUUAAAAAAGAAAAGUAAAAAAAAAAAAAAAAUUAAUCACAGCCGCCACUGUGCUGAGUGCAGAGGUUUCUGCAAGAGCAGGGGUGGGGCACCAAUGCGGCCCACCAUCCGAUCCGAAACACAUUCUCAUAAUAUAUAAUGAAUAUUGAAAAGGAAAAAAAAGAAGUUUGAUCAUGUUUUUGUAAAAUUAGCACGGCCCUUGGGGGACUUGAUACGAAAAGGGUGGCCCACCCCUGCGCUAAGGAGUACAUAGUGCAUUCUGUGCCUAUAUCGAGGUCUUUGUUUGUAACUUGGGUAACACUUCACGCACCAUCUCGGCGGCGGCGGCGGGUUCCAUUUUGCUUUAAUAGCUUGGCACGCCAUCGACUCGGCGAGCACGCUCGAGGCUGCCUGUACUCUCUGAAUGUGAAGAGUUUUCUUCAUGUUGCACACAUCUUUCCACGCCGCACACGCAGACACCCACCCGCCGUCCCGCUCGAGCGCCACGCGAAUCGGACGGGAGAUCAACACGAUCGCUCGGCGGCGGAUGGGCGAGCGUCGGCGGAGGACGAGGGACGAGCGCUGUUGAUCGGCGCUCAGUGUAAAUAGGAUAAUUAAGACAAAACAAGUGACUGUUCUUUGAUUGCUAAAAUGAAAGAUGUAUGGAAUAUGAACAUGAUUCAAAUCCAAUUUUGAUUCCACCUAUUAAGUCUUGAUUCAGGAUGAUCCUCUCUGCAGAUCUCUUCUGUCAUUAGAACCUGUAGCAGGCGAUCACUCAAAUAUUGUUUUUUCUUUUUCAAAUAAAGAGCAGCUUCCACAAAAUAAA